UUUAAUUUUUGAAAAUAGUACUUUCUCAGCCAAAAGUCAUAUUUUUUGGGAUUCUUAUUUCUUACUAGAGAAGGAAACAAUUUCUUUUGCUGAGACUAUUAUUUACAAUUUUUGUUUUACUUUCUUACAAAUUUGUAAAUAACCAUCCUAUCCAUCAAUAAUUUAUUAAUUAAAACUAUACUAAAAAGAAAAAAAAUCUCUAAAACUCAUUUACAAAAAGACUAAUGUCAGUUAUAGCCUAAAAUUAGACGAAUGCGUUGAAAAUUAUGAUAAACCGGAAAUCCCACUCUUACUUUUGAUAAAGCAAAUUACCAAUGAGCCCUGGAAUCACAAAACGACAAAAUAGUACGAGAUUUGCUAACAACUUCGCCGCCAUAAGGGCAAAAUCGUCAAUUCAAUGAGUCCAACCCAAAUCCCCAAUGUCACGUGAUAAUAUCACGGUGAUAUAUAUACCACAAAGGAUAUCAAGAAAAUAAAAUAAAAACUCUCUCCCCUCUCUCUCUCUCUCUCUCUCUCUCUCUCUCUCUCUCUCUCUCCUCCUUUCAUCGUCGUACUAGUCUCUUUGCAGUCAUGGCAAUAACCGUAUACGACGCCCUCACGGAGAGGAAAAAAACCGCCAAGAUCAUCAAUUUUAGCGAUUCCGCCUCCUCUUCCUCCUCUUUAGUCAACCUCUCGUCGACUACUUUCCGUGACAGCAUCAGAUCGCUUCUCAGCGACUACGCCGUGACAGAAGAUUACACUGUCCACGGCAACACCGUCUCUUGUAUCUUCCUCUACAGCGUAGAAACCGGCGCCGUGUUCCCUCUUUUCGCCGUCGAAGAACGAAUCUCCGAAGGCGAUUUAUCUCAUAAUCUUCUCUGCGAUGUUUGUAGAUGCGUCGGUUGGGGUCAUCAUUACGUGACAAAGAGAAAGUAUCAUUUGAUAAUCCCGACGGUUGAUAAAUGGAAGGAGCCAUUGACGAGAGAGACCAUUAAGGCUAGCAAUCAUUUGAUGCAUGGUGUGAUUCACUGCAAUGGCUUUGGUCACUUGCUAUGCAUCAACACUGAUGGUGCUUUUCGUUACUUUUCUGGUGACCAAAUCAUGCACCUUUGGGACCGUCUCUGCUCAACUCUUCACACUAGGAAGAUUUCACUGGAUGAUAUAUCAAGGAAGGGAUCGAUGGAUCUGAGGCUGCUCCAUGGUGUUGCAUAUGGUCGACCCUGGUUUGGGAAAUGGGAUUACAUGUUCUCUCAUGGAAGCUUUGGGAUCAGAAAAGAACAAUACAGUCGAGCUAUUUGCAUUCUUAGCUCCAUGGAAGUUGACAAGAUAAAGGAAGAUUUCUCCGGAACAAGAAAAGAGAGACUGAUGAAGAUGAUCAUCAACUUCUACAGAGAAUCAAGUAAAACCCCAUUGGUCACUCUCUCUGAGUUGCUUCAGUUCAUGCUUGCCUUCGCUUCUAAAGCUCCCGUUGAAAGAACCACUGCAAUGUCACUAGUAACAAUAUCUUCACAUCAUGUUUCAAAUCAAGUUCUUGGAGACGAUGGAGACACUUCGGAUAGCUCUUAUACUUCAUCCCCUGAUGAUCAUGUGGAAUUGGAUGAUGAUGAGAAUGAUUCUGGCGCAGACACUGACCUAGCCGAUCAUGAUACUACAAUGGUGGGCAUGAAUCCCCCAAAGUAUAAUUCGUUUGAUGCUAUGGCCAGGGGAGAAGAUGCUAGAUGGUCUGCAAAGAGGUUGAGUAACGCAGCUCAAGCGGUUCUCAAAGUUUUCAACGAGAGAAACAACAGCGUCAUUACUCGCCAAGAGCUACGUGAAGCUGUUAGAGGCAGCAUUGGUGAUACAGGGUUGAUUGACUUCUUGCUCAAACACAUUGACAAGGUUCUAAUAGGUGACCAAAUAGUUCAGAGGUUCACAAACCCGGAAUCGCGGAUGCUACAAUUCUCACUAAGGAAAAUAACUCCCCCUGCUCUAGAUCGAGAAGCGAAAAAGAGAAGGAAAACUCAAGAAACUGAUGAAUGGAGAUCAACCACUCCUGGACUAGAUCCUUACGAAGACAUUCUCUAUCUCUAUCAGAAUCUCUUUCUGACUUAUCCUGAUACAGAAGUAUACAGUGAUGCCUCUGAAGUUAUCUUGAACUGCAAGGGCUUUGUGAAAGAAUGGCCCUUACCCUCUCACCAGGAACAGGACACUUUAACAGUAAGCUGCCAAGUCUUGCCUAAUCACGAGGAGGUACUCAGAGACUUCACCAGGAAACUACCCCCUGGUGAACUCGUGAUGGUUCCUCAAAACGCAACCAUCAGAGAACUUAAAUCUGCAGCAGAGAAAGCUCUGAGGGACACUUACUUCGUCAUGGAGAAUUUUGAAGUGUUGGAGAUCAAAAAGAAAGACCUUGAGAAGAUUGAUGAGACCACUGGUGUAAAGUCAGAUGGUAAUAAGAUUAUGAUGACAGAGUUUCUGGUGACAGGGUUUGGUCUGGAUACAGGGACAGAGCUAAGGUAUGAAGGCGGGUUUGAUGACUGGACCGUUGAGUGCAGAUGCGGUGCUAGAGAUGAUGACGGCGAGAGAAUGGUGGCUUGUGAUGCUUGCAAGGUUUGGCACCACACUAAGUGCCAUUCCAUAGAAGAUGAUGAAGCUGUGCCUAAGGUGUUUUUAUGUAAUAGGUGUUUUGGAGAUAGCGUGAGAUCCAAGAAACGCAGUGUUGCCAAUCGCUAGCACUUGCAUAGCCAAGUGUUUUGGAGAUCGCUUGCGAUCCAAGAAAUGCGGAGUUUCCCUAAUAUAUUUUAACAUAAACCAUUGAUUAUAUUAAUUAACAUGCAUAGCUGGUGUUUUGGAGAUCGCUAUGAUUGAUCGUACAUUGUUAUGUUGAACGUUUCCAAACCAUUGAUUACUUUAACCAUUGAUCGAUCUUUACUUUGCUGCAUGAGAAAAACAUUGUUAUUUUGCUCCAGACAUUUUAGUAGAAGCUAUAAAUUGUGUGUAUAAACAUAUUAAAUUUCGAUUGUCAAUACAUUAUUUUUUGUAACUAA
Brassica napus (rape) is the source of this 3005-nucleotide messenger RNA. RefSeq names its product PHD finger protein At2g01810. The record is from RefSeq and is a predicted model, not a curated record. NCBI's taxonomy places the organism in Eukaryota, Viridiplantae, Streptophyta, Magnoliopsida, Brassicales, Brassicaceae. The transcript has 3 exons. The coding region runs from base 571 to 2691 and encodes 706 amino acids.